Messenger RNA from Anas platyrhynchos (mallard), 5467 nucleotides. RefSeq names its product GrpE like 2, mitochondrial (gene GRPEL2). Lineage: Eukaryota; Metazoa; Chordata; Aves; Anseriformes; Anatidae. The record is from RefSeq and is a predicted model, not a curated record. Gene Ontology annotation, molecular function: protein homodimerization activity; protein-folding chaperone binding; adenyl-nucleotide exchange factor activity. Gene Ontology annotation, cellular component: PAM complex, Tim23 associated import motor. Gene Ontology annotation, biological process: protein import into mitochondrial matrix; protein folding.
UCCACUGUACACUGGUUCUGUUGGUGACCACGGGUUCAGAGCUGUGAGCUUGGUGUUUGGCUGCCUGGACACGAAGUACGAGGAAGCACUGGUCCUGGCCCUGCUCGUCCUCUGCUCUACAAUGGCAUCGCCAUGCUGCCUGUCACCGUUCCCCUCCUCCCCAUGGCCACGCUGCUCCCAAUGCAGGAGGAAGCUCAGCGUGGAAAUGGGUAAAAACCUCUUAAGCACUGAGAACCUAUGCAUCUCUUGUAGUGGAAAUGAGUCAAACUCUCUUGAGCAUUGAGAGAAGCACAGAACCUGGGCCACCAAGCAGGAGAAGCAGAGCUUCACCACCACUUUGAAACCAUGCUUGCCAAUUUGGGAGUAGACCUGGGUUAAAAAGCACACUUGACCAAGUUUUUAUUAUUAUUUUCCAGUUUAUUCAUUAUGAGGCCCCCAAAAAGUUCCUUCCUGCUUGGCUGGACCACAGACCCCAGUCCUUGCCCAUGGGGCUCUGGUGACGCUGCACCUCGAGCGCUGUGUUCAGCUUUGGGCCCCUCACUACCAGAAGGACAUCAAAGACCUGUAGUUAUGUCCAGAGAAGGGCUACAGAGCUGGUGAAGGGCCUGGAGCACAAGAACUGUGAGGAGCGGCUGAGGGAACUGGGGGUGCUCGGUCUGGAGAAGAGGAGGCUCAGGGGAGACCUUAUUGCUCUCUGCAACUGCCUGAAAGGAAGCUGGGGUCGGCACCUUCUGGCAGAUAAAUAUUAGUAAGACUAGAGGGAACGGCCUCGAGUUGUGCCGGGGGAGGUUCAGGUGGGAAAUGAAGAGACAUUUCUGCUCAGACAAAGCGGGCAGGCACCGGGGCGGGCUGCCCAGCGAGGCGGUGGAGUCCCCGUCCCGCGGGUGCUCAAGGAACGGCUGGGCCUGGUGCUUGGGGACGCGGCUGGGUGGGUGGUGGCGGUGGCGGUGGCGGGGCCUGUUUGAAGCCGGACGCGGUGCUCAGCGACAUGCUGCGGCGAGGGCUGGUGGCAGGGCCCCGGCGGCAGCCCCCGGCCCGGCCCGCACCGAGCCGCUCCGCCCCCCCUCACAGCGCGCCCUGAGGCGCGGGGCGGUACCGGGCCGCGGGCUGCCGGGAGCUGUAGGCGGCGGCGGGGCCUGCUCCGCGCGGCGGGGCCCGGCGGAGGAUGGCCGCCCGCUGCCUGCCGGCCGCCCGGCGCCGCCUCGGGGCCCUGCUGGCGCUCGGCGCGGCCCGGCGCGGCAGUUUGUACUUCAGGGUGUCCCCAUGUGUUUUCAGCACUGCAGCUCAGCAGAGAAGUACAGGAGAUGAGUGUGGCCCAGAAGAUCCCCAUGAUGAGCCAAAGCAUCCCCUUUCUGAUUGUGCCUUAGAGCACAAAGCCAUCAGAUUGGAAGAGCAAGUCCGGGAUUUAACUGAACGAUACCGGAAAGCUUUGGCAGAUUCUGAGAAUGUCCGGAGGAGAACACAGAAGUUUGUGGAAGAUGCCAAACUCUUUGGAAUCCAGAGUUUCUGCAGGGACCUCGUGGAAGUAGCAGACAUCUUGGAGAAAACUGCUGAGAGUGCUGCAGAAGAAGCAGAGCCUAGUAAUCCAAAUACAACUCUAAAGAAAAUCUAUGAAGGCCUGUCUCUCAUAGAGGCCAAGUUGCAAAGUGUAUUUGCCAAACAUGGCCUUCAGAAGAUGAACCCCGUUGGGGGCAAAUAUGAUCCAUAUGACCAUGAAAUCGUCUGCCACGUACCAGCUGAGGGAAUGCAGCCGGGCACGAUAGCACUGGUGACUCAGGAUGGCUACAAACUCCAUGGCCGCACUAUCAGACAUGCACUCGUUGGCGUGGCGGUGGAGUCGCAGGAAUGACAUCACCUUGCCUCCUUGGCAUCUGGGACCUGAUGGAGCUGAGGACCUCUCAGCACUCAGUGACAAUGCAGCUGCAUGUCUUUAUUUAUUAAGCUAGGUUUGUAUUGUACGUUGGCUUCUUUAUAAUGUGUGCAGUCAUUUUGUCAUUAAUUAUAAGGUACUUGUAUAUUUAAUGAUCCUUUUUGGAGUACAUGGAUUAGUACUAGGAGUUCCACUGUUUGUCAGGAACGUGGUACUAUAGCUCCUUUCUCUGUUGCUCAUUUCUCCAUUAAAACAUGUACAGGGAAGGGGAUAUGAGAGAGAAAGAGAAAUUCUCUGAGAUUUAGGGUAUUUUGUCUCUCAGCUCCAUCUCUGAGACAGAUGCCUGCAGUGGCCUUCAGGCAAGUAACUCCUCUGCCUCGGUUUCUGUAUCUGUAAUAAGGGAGCAUAAUAAUACUUACUGACCUACCUCACAGGGAUGUGGUGAGGCUUUUUCUUUGCAAAGCACUCAGAAGAGGAAAAGCUCAAAGGGCUGAGUAUUAUUAUCGGUCUAGUUCUGGUGUCUUCCCUUGUCCCCAGAGCCCUUAGAUGAGGAUCAAGAUGAUCACUUGAAUUGAUACUUGGGGCCAUUUUUUUCUUACAUGGUUUCAGGAAAAUAAUCCUGGAUUAAUGAAAUCUCUGUCAUGCUACAGUUCAAUAGGGAUGUGUCUUUAAAUAGAAUCUGGUUGUUGUAUCAGACUUCAAUGUGUUAGUAUUUGUCCUCCAAGUAAAAUUUCAGCUUGACACCUUGUUCCUUGAGGUAAAACAGGGAGUGAUGGUUCUUGGUAGAGCCAGAAACUCUUCUCAAAUCUCUAUCCAACCAAAAAGUAUAUUUUAUAGGAGAGUAAUCUCUCUUCCCUGAUGGGUAUUUGUGCAUCUUUCAAGCAUGAUAAACUGUAUGCUCUUUGUUGCAGCUUUCGGCAAAGUGGAGAUGUGCCCUUAAGUAGGAAAUCUGGACUGUUUUAUUUUCUGGAGCUCUCCAAUAAUGGUACUCAGAUAACACUAACUUCCAGUUCAUAUUCAGAUUCUACUUCUGUGUAGUCAUAGCAAAUAUUAAAACUUCUGUUUAUUUUAUAUUUAUAUUUAUUUUAUAUUUUUUUAUAACAGUAAGCAGAAGAGUGGCAGAAGAGUUAUAUAAGCCAGGCUGUGGUUUGCACUACAUAAAAAGCAAAGCAGGCAUGGUGGUUUUCAGGUUAUUUCUUACAGAUUCAUUAAUUCCUGCCUUUUUGCUCUCUGGAAUUGGAUCUGUGGCCUGACAGUUAUUUGAGACCCACUUGCAAAAGCUCUUUAUUUAUGGUGGAUGCUGUCACAAGUUUGGAAGAAAGCUUAUUCUUCUUCCAUUCCUUUGCAGGCUUCAGUUGUGUAAUCCUUUUGUGAUGGACUUCAAGAUAACAGCAGCCUUCAAUUAGCAGCUGUCAGCAGUCUUGCAUGUGAAGAGACUCUCUGCAGAGCACAUGCAGCUAAUUGGCUGUCACUGCAGAUUUUUUAGGAAGAUGCACAUUUUAAAUAUGCUUUAUGCAAGCUGCUUUAGUGACAGCAGGAUGAGGGUGAUUCAGUAGUGGAUACAAGUGCAGUUUUGUGCUGGUAGUUAGGUUUUCAGAGGGGUACUUGAGACUUAACCCUGAAACAGUGCUUCAUGGCAGCACUAGAUCACUUUGGAAAACACUCAAGUUCAGUACUCUUGUUUCAUCACACUUGGAAAUUUUAGAGAUAUAAAGGACUACCUGCUCGUUGUUUUUGCUGACUGUACAUACCAACUGGGUAACUAGGUUAUGCUAUUAAUCGAGGCAGAGAACAGGUGAAAUCUGUAUUGUGGCAAUGCAAGUCUUGCAGUUCUGCCUGUGACUGCCUGCAGCCUGUUCUGUGGAAACUGUAGCUUCAGUUGGAGCAAUUGCUUCUUCUCUGCCUCUUCAGUCCAUGGUAUAUCAGCUGAUUCUUUCUGCAAAUACAAGGGGAGAGCUAGUUAUGGAAACUAAUUUGUAAUGUGAAAUGUUAGUUAUAAGAAACCGAACAAAACCACAAGCAUUUCACAUAACAGGUAGUUUUCAGUCAUAGAAAGGCUGCAGCUUAUCUGAGCCAGACAUAAAAGUAGCAUGUGGCCAAAAGUGACGGGAUACAAAGCAUCUUUAUACUGACCCACUGAGCAACCUGACUGUGAAAGUAUGCUGCAUCUGCUUGGCCCACCUUUGGACCACUUACCAGGCCUGCCUGUGACCUCAGCUAGUAUUCACCCUUUUUUGCCUUAAAGAAAUACCCUAAAAUGCACUCCAGACACUUUCCAUCUGUAAUAAGAGGUUAUUGAUUCAGCUUCUGUAUCUGGGAUCCGCUUUCAGUGAGGCACUGUUGUAUGGCUGGAGCAGAGAUCUGAGGUAUCGGGUUCCCGUACAGUAUUUAUGAGCCUCCCACAGGCCCGGUUUAAUUUGGGGCAAGCUUUUUUCCCAGUUCAUGCCUCAAUUUUUAAAAUCUAUGAAACUUAUAUAAGGUCUGAUCAGGCUUUUAUGAUGGUUAUUGCAAGAUGUACCUAUUGCUUAGAGAAAUUACCAAAGAGAUAGAUACUGUUACUGUUGUUUGUCCUAGUUUUCUGCUUAAUUGCAAUUGUGAAAUGAGAAUGAAAUAACCAAACCUUGAUUCCAACGCAAAAUUUAGAUUUCCUAAGCAAAAUUUGAUUCUCUUGCCUUUCAAGCACACUUAAUGAUCACUCUUACUGUGGAUGAGAUUGCCUAAGGAUUGAGUGAAUUUCUUCGCAGAUUGUAGCUCCCGUGUCUUCCCCGUUUGUGUAAAGCUUAUACGCUGAGUGCAGUGGGACAGAGUUCCCCUUGGUGCAGUUCCAUCAUGCUUUGCAGUGACACCAAAGAGGAGUCUGAUUCAUGAGCUUCUUCUCUCACUUCAUUUGGUGACUCUUGAGCUUGUAGAAUGGACAGAAUAGUGGAGGAGAGGAAGUAUUGCAUACCUUUGACUCAUUUCCACUCCGUUCACCCAGCCAUGAACUGAACUGGGAGUGCGGACUAGAUAACCCCUGCAUGCAAUGGUGAUGUGUGGACCUGCAUUUCUGCUCUCAGAAAGAGGGCAGCCCUGCUGCACAGGGGCUCUGGCCUUGUUCUGUGACCCCGCCAUAUCGUGCCGGCGUCUUAGCUCUGAGCAGGAGCAGUGCAGAAUGUGAAUGUUGCUUUGUGAACCUUAAGUUCUCAGUGCUUCAUCAGCAGUUGAAAGAGAACAGCUGUGAUAAAUCAAUGGCUAUAAGUCCUUUAAAUUAAAAAAAAAAAUGUAUUUAAGUUUUAUAUUGUGAAUAUUGUCAUUGUGUUUAUUUUAAAAGAUGUUUUGAUAUUAGUUGCAAAGUCAAAUGAACAAAGCGUUGCUAAUCUCCAAAAAAUUUAAUUCUGUUUAGUUGGUGGGAGACCUGUAUAUACUGUCUGUUUUUGUGUUUCUGUGCGCUGUGUUUACCCAACGGUUCUGGCUGUAUGAAAGAGGAAGACUCAAGUGCGGGAGCAGUGCAAAUAAUUGACAACAACAUUUGAGUUAAUGUUGGAAAGGGCUGAUUUUCUUUAGAUGUCCAGAUGCUGUCCAUUUGCUAAUGAUAAUAAUAAAUAAAAAAGAAUUGCG